AUGAUGGAAGGAAAUAUGAUAAACUUGAUGUAGCCAAGUGUGAAUGGAGAGAUGUUGGUAUAGUUAGAAAAAGGAAUUAUUUGCAAGACUCAUUACAAAUAGGUCGGGAGAAUGUGCUUAGCAUUUGAGUGCAAAAACAGAAGCAGAUUAAUUUGUGAUGAUUGCAUAGCAGACAAAAAUCUGCAUCGUAACCAUCAAGAAUAAAUAGUUUGUUUAAACUAAAUGAAGGAUUAGCCAAAGCAAGUCAUGGAAGAGCUAAAGUAUAGAGGAGUUGAGAAAAAAGAGCUUAAAAAAUUAGUAGAAAAGGAAUUUGAUCAGAUCAUGGAUGAGAUUUGGAAUAUUAUUUAGGAAGGAAUGAGGGAAAUUUUAAUAAGAGGAAGAGAAGCUAUAAAAAAGCUAAAUGAACAUAUAGAGGCAGCAAAUAAUGACGAUAUGGAUGAAAUAUUUAACGGAAUAAGCAUAGAUAACGACUUGCUAGACAAAUCUAACAAGAAUGAAAUAGAAAAGGUUCUAGAAAGUCUUUUAGAAUACAAACAAAUUCAAAAUGAAGAAAUCUUUGACAUGUAAGUGAAUUAAUAUUUGCAAGAAAUGUACAGAAAGUAGAAGCUUUCUAGAGAAAUAAUCAUUCCUGACAUGUAAAAGGAUAUCAGGCCACGUUUGUAAGCAAUGGCUUAAGAGAUGUUACUGAAUUGUGAUAAAUUUUUGCAAAACAACAUAAUCGAAAACAAUAAUGAAAUCAUUCGUAACGAAGGGAUUUCUAUCCAGGCGCCUUAUAAAAACGAAACAAUCAGAGAGUUUGAUGACCUUCAAUUACUUAUAGCGAAUAAUGACCAAACUAUUAACAGUUUAAUUAUACAAAGAAAAUUCUCUUUAUAUGAAAAUAUCGAAGAUGCUUUUCAUCUCAUCCCUCCUAAUAUUACAAAAAUUGUGUAUGUGCUUGACGCAGACUCAAGGAAAUUCUUCUAAAAAAUAAAAUAUAUUCCUUCUUCUGUCAAGACAAUUGAGAUCUCAGGUACAAGAUCGAACUUUGACUCGUUUAAAUUACCUAAAAGCAUCUAGAAUUUAAAGUUAACGCUGAAUUAAAUGACUGAAAUAAAUAAAGUUAUAGACGGAUUCAUUCGUUACACUCCUUAAAAGUUGCAAACUCUUGAAUUCUGUUUUACAGGUUGCCAAAUAUCAAAAAAACAAGUAAACCAUCUAAUUCAAUCGUUCAAAUACCUGCCUAACACUCUAAAAACAUAUAUAAUACACUUACAAGAUAACUUCCUGACGCCAUAUAGUAUAAAUAAGCUUAUACUGUACACUCGUUAUCUGCCUAAAUCUGUUCACAAAGUCACAAUAGAUGUUUCUAGUCAGUUUGGAAAUAACAGCUUAAACAAUGAUUAAUAUGUAUAAUAUGGUGCUCUAAAUCUUUUAGAUACCUUCCCUAAGCAAGACAUAAUUAAAAAACUGAAUCAGGAGAAAGUUGAUAAAGCUGACUUGUAUUACGGAAUAGAGCAAUCUUAAUUAGAAUACUCGUUUGUGAGGGAAUUGCUUAUAGACUUGAGUAAUAACUUGUUUGAUGAGCAGUACUACUUUUUCUGUGAAAUUAUAUUUAAUGUUUUUACUAACUUGACAAAGUUUUCUUUGAUGCUGAAUUAAUGUAACAUAGAUAAUUCAAAGUGCGAAGUAAUAGCUAAGUUGCUUCUUAAAAUGCCACUUUCAGUUAAAACAGUAGAACUUUUCAUAAAUAAGAACAUAUUUGAUCAAUACGGAUUAUAAACAAUUCUAGAAGCUAUUGAAAUAAAAAAAGAUUAGCUUUCCAACUUUACUCUUAGCUUCUAAAACGAAAAAAUAUAAUAAGAACACAUAAAUAUAAUUAAAAACUUUAUAAUAUAAAAACAAAUUCACUUAGAAAUUAUUUAUUGA
Molecule: messenger RNA, 1908 nt
Organism: Tetrahymena thermophila SB210
Lineage: Eukaryota; Ciliophora; Oligohymenophorea; Hymenostomatida; Tetrahymenidae
Exons: 2
Source: RefSeq, a predicted model, not a curated record